AUGUCAGAACAAACCAUGGACGGCAAACGCGCCCUCGACCACGACCGAGACACCGAGUCCAGUGACGCCAAAAGAAGCAGAGUUAUCUAUGUUGUCGAGUCGCCAGGAGGGACACUUCGGGAAACCAGUCCUUCCAGAGUCCGCCGAACAUGCGCUGAGCCGAUCAGCGUCGACUCCAACCCACCGCACCAAGCUGUCAAUAGCAGCAUCGCUGUCCGCUCUCAGCUCCGCGAUGAGCUCAGCCUGCUGUCUAUUGAGGAGAAGCUCCGCAAGGGCAUCGCCAUGAGCUUGGAGAGAGAACGAGCAUAUGAGAGAGCCAUUAUCAAAGGCAUUGAGCGUAACCCCAGACUCAAGUUCAAGGAUGUCCAAGAUCUCGAGGGGAGCCUGUUGACCAUAACUGGAAUGCAGAAGGUUGCAGACCUUGCCUCUCACCUGGACUUGCCCAUUCAUCCCGGGCUCCUCACAGCAGCCGGAGCCACAAAAAAAGACGACGUGAAUGAGGUGACCGUGGACGAGUCGAUGGAAAUCUAUCCUGGGAGAUUUGAUGGGGUCUCGAUGCGCAAGGCAGUUAUGGGCUUAAAAUUUCAACAGAGGCUCAUCAUGAAACGAUCGAGCGAGCGCCUUCAAGCGAUCACAGGGAUCUCCAAUAGUAACGCGUUUACGCCUUUUGACACCACAUUCAAACCUGGGCGCAUGAUCAUGCCGGCUGAGGAACCAAACCCAAAGAAGUUUUUCUUGGGGCUCAACUCUCCUCUACCCCGACUCUCCCCGCAAGAAGGCCUGCUCGCCUUCCUCGAACAUGCAUCUCGCAAGAACGGAUACAAGAAGCUUGAACUGAGCUCGCUAGUUUUCAAGAAGCUAGAGCAACAUCACAUGCAGAGUCUGGAUGACCUCGACCAUCCAAUAUUUGGAGCCAACAGAAGGGGACUGCGGGCACCAUCGGACACUGGUGAUAUACUCAUGAGCCUUGACGACAAGAUCGGGUCCAUUUCCUUGUAUGAGACCAAUCUAAUCGAUGAGUCGACGGGUCAUUCUGGCACAUGGAUCUGGUUUAAGAUCACGAAGCCAUUGUUCUCGAUCAAAGGGAAAGCGCCUCCUCAGCUGAGACCGAUGCCACAGUCUUGGGUCGUUUUUGCUAUCCCAACGUUGCAAGUUAUGAAGACCAAGGACGAAUAG
This is a messenger RNA of Ilyonectria robusta, 1176 nucleotides long. RefSeq lists its product as uncharacterized. The coding region runs from base 1 to 1176 and encodes 391 amino acids. The transcript is spliced from 3 exons. The record is from RefSeq and is a predicted model, not a curated record. NCBI's taxonomy places the organism in Eukaryota, Fungi, Ascomycota, Sordariomycetes, Hypocreales, Nectriaceae.